This is a messenger RNA of Hemiscyllium ocellatum (epaulette shark), 6864 nucleotides long. RefSeq names its product zinc finger protein 271-like. Gene Ontology annotation, cellular component: nucleus. Gene Ontology annotation, biological process: regulation of transcription by RNA polymerase II. The record is from RefSeq and is a predicted model, not a curated record. Gene Ontology annotation, molecular function: DNA-binding transcription activator activity, RNA polymerase II-specific; RNA polymerase II cis-regulatory region sequence-specific DNA binding. Lineage: Eukaryota; Metazoa; Chordata; Chondrichthyes; Orectolobiformes; Hemiscylliidae. The transcript has 2 exons. Bases 1539 to 2444 code for a protein of 301 amino acids.
GAUAACUAUCAAAGUGUUAGCUGUGACACCAAACUUUCUGACAUCAUGAAACACUGAUGUAUCUACAAUGAAGGAAAGAUAACAGAGUGCAAGGUGCAUUUGGGAAGGCAAUGGCCUAAUGGUAUUAUCACUGGAUUAUUAAUCCAGAGACCUAGGUAAUGCCUUGGGGCUUGGAUUCGAAGACUGUCAUGGGAAGUGUGGUAUUUGAUUUCAAAAACAAAUCUGGAAUUAAGAGUCUAAUGGUAACUGUGAAACCAGUCAAUUGUCAGAAAAACCCAUCUGGUUCACUGAGGCCCUUUAGGGAAAGAGUUCUGACCUGGUCUGGCCUCUGUGUGACUCUAGACCCACAGCAGUGUGGUUGACUCUUAAAACUGCCCUCUGGGCAAUUAAAGAUGGGGAAUGUAGCUAACCUAGCCAUCCAUGAAUAAAAAAAAGGUGCAUGACAAAGACUUUACAAACUCAUAAAACCACUUACGCUUUCAGAGAAUUCAAACACCGUUCCAGAGAGGGAUUUACAGAAAAGGUUUUCUGAAGCUUUCAAACCUCUAGAAACAUCCAGGAUUUGCACAGGGAGGAACCGUGUCAGUGCGAUCUUUGUGCUGAGGCCAUUCAGAAGCCAUUCAAGAAUGCUGUACUGACAAAUCAGUGUGUCGCUGGUCCAUCAAUGCAUUCACAAAGUUCUAGAAUAAACCCAAGACACAGUGGUCAGACCUUCCAGAAUAUCAGUGAACCCACAAGAUACACCAAACUCUUCUAGUGUGAUGUAUGCCAAGAUUGUUUCACCACCUCUUCCUCCUCUCUCAACAAACACUGUGUCCACACAGACAUGGAGCCAGAUGACCUGGUUCCACUACACUGAGAGUUGACUCUGCUGUUUACCAUCCACUGCUCUCAGAAAGGAGUCGUUGUUCCAAAGUACUGUCUAUUUCAACAGUGUCUGUUUCAAACCUCUCCCACCAUCUGUUUAAUUGUGUCAAGAAUAUUAAUUUAUCCUUUGACCAGGUCACAAAAAGAUAUCUAAAUGUACAGAAACUUCUGCAUAUAUUCAGCAUCCUUUCAGUGCAGCAUCAGAAGGAUUGCACCGUACUACACCACAAAAUACAGAGAGGAGAGACCACCACAGAUCGAUUCCGACCAUCACCCAAGGGACAACUGCACAACAGUUGUUGAUUCGGAGACAUCUUCACAUUGUUUAACACAGGAAAUCAAUCAGGGUCAGGGGAACUUUAACAUAUCAGCGUAUCUGAAACUGGUCAGUGGCCUUCUGUCAGAACCAGACUUUCUGAAGGUUUGGGUGUGAGUGAAUGGUCAGGGUGAGCCUCGGAAGAAGUGUGAGCACCUUCAAGCGUGGUGAGAGCUUUGAUCAUUCAUUGAGUUGUAUGAAGUACUGACUCAUUCGUAGAGGUGACAGGCUGUUCAAAUAUGAGGUGUGUGUGAGGAGGGCUGACAAACUGGUGAGAUCUCUUCCACAAAAUGUACAUGUGUUGCAAUUCUUUUUACACAAGCACAGUUUCCUAGAAUGGAAAGUUUCAACUGAGAUGUGCAACAAAGCUUUGUCAAAGGCAUUGAUGCUGAUGGAUGACCAACACAUGUACACCGGGGAGAAGCCAUUCAAAGGCGAGAUAUUUAACCAGGAUUUUGGAGGGCAAUCAGACCUGGUGAAUUAUCAGCACAUUUGCACAGGGAAAAAGGCAUUCACGUGUGAGAUGUGUGAAAAAUCUAUCUCCUCAUCAUCAGAACUCCACAUACACCAGCGUAUUCAUACAGGGGUGAAACCAUUCAUGUGCGAAGUAUGUAACAAAUCAUUCUCGUCAUCGUCAAACCUCCGCAAACACCAACGCAUUCACAAAGCAGAAAAACCAUUUCAGUGUGAGGUGUGUGAUAAGUCAUUCACACACUCAGGAACUCUUCGCAGACACCAACAUAUUCACACAGGGGAGAAGUUGUUUAAGUGCGAGGUGUGUUGCAAAUCAUUCUCCAAUUCAUCAAGACUCCUGCUCCAUCAGAGGAUUCACACAGGGGACAAGCCAUUCACAUGUGAAGUCUGUGAUAAAUCAUUUUCGGACUCAUCAAACCUCCGUAGGCAUCAAAGCAUCCAUACUGGGGAGAAACCAUAUCGGUGCGAGGUAUGUGACAAAUCAUUCCCCAGUUCAUCAAGACUCCUGCUGCAUCACAGCACUCAUACAGGGGAUAAACUAUUUACCUGCAAGGUCUGUCACAAAUCGUUCUCGCAGUCUUCAAGCUUACACACACAUCAACGUGUCCACACAGGCGAGAAACCAUUCACUUGUGAUGUGUGUAUAAAAUCAUUCUCAAAUUCAUCAACUCUCCGCAGACACCAACGCACUCACACAGGGGAGAAACCAUUCACAUGUGAAGUGUGUGAUAAAUCGUUUUCGAGGUCCUGGAACCUUCUGCUCCAUCAGAAGAUCCACACAGGGUAGUAACACUUCAAGUCUGAAGCUGUGAUUAACCUUUCAUUAUCUCUUCAACCAUCUGGGAAUACAUAUGAUUCACAUGGGUCAAAUUCGUCAGAUAGAAUUUUGUGAUUGCCUUUGUACAGUUGGUGUACCUCCUGCUCCAUCAACACACUCACAAGGGAGAAAGCCUUUAGGAGUGAGUUUUGUAAUAAAGCCUUUACAAAGUUGUCAGACCACCUGGAAUAUUGGACCUCUUGGAACAUCAGUGAAUCCACAUGGUACACCAAACCCUUCCAGUGUGAUGUGUGUCAGGAUUGUUUCACCUCCUUCUUUCUCAUCAGAUAACAAUUUCGCCACACAGAUUUUGGACCUGUUUCCAUUGUACUGAGAGCUGUCUGUGUUGUUUACCCUCCAUUGUUCACAGAGGGGAGCUGUCAUUCCAAAGUUGUAUCGGUCUCAGCAGGGUCUGUCUCUAACCUCUCCCACGAUCAGUCCUGUCAUUUCAAGAACGUUACUUAACCUUUAAGCAGAUCAUCAAACAUCACCAAAAAAAAGGUACCUGCUGAGGAUCACUUCAGUUUUAAUGUUUGUAAUGAGCUCACUGCAGGGUGUUCAAUGGGACUGGGACACAGAACAAGAAGCAGCUUUCACUCCCAUCAAACAACUAGUGAUGACAUCACCAGUGCUGAGGGAUUAUGAUGUAACAAUGGAGUCACCCUGCAGUGUGAUGUCAGUGAAACAGGACUUGGAGUAACCCCCAGGCAGUGAGGACAACCCGUUAUGUUUGUAUCCAGAGUGUUUACACAAACUGAGUUACAUUGUGUACAGAAUGUUCAGUGGUAUUGGGACUUAGAACAAGAAGUAGGAUUCACUCACAUCAAACAAGAGUGACGACAACACCACAAUCAGUUGAGAAUUCACCAGGCCAGGGAAUUCUCACUGAUCAUUGCCUGGUUCAUGUUCUCCUAAGUAGUGUGCUAACAGGACUGAGGGACAAUGAAAUGAAUUUUAUAAACUUUUUGAGAGAUUUAAAACAAAUCCUUUUACUUAUACUGCUCACUUGUAUCAAUAGAUUUUUGUUACUCUGACCAUAUUACGAACAAUGCUGUAUUAGACCAAGUACUCUGUUUCUGUUCAGGAAUAGAAAGUUACUACAAUCCUGUUAAGUUGAAAAUUGACUUGUACUUUGAUAGCGCCUUUGACAACAACCAUAUGUCUGCAGUCCUCAACAGACAAUGAGCUACUUUUGAAGGUCAGUCAUAAUUGUACUGAACAUGCACACAGUUUCCACAAACAUCAUUGUGACAGUACCUGACAAUCUGUCUUUCUGUGGUGUUGGCUGAGGCAAAAGUGCAGUCCAGAACAUCAGGGGCAACUUGAAAAUGUGAUAUGGGACUGUGUUACUCCAUAGAAGAGAGCAGAUAGGGCGUUGGUUUAAAGAGUCACCUAAAAGAUAACCACUGAUAAUGCAAUGCUCUCUACAGGGACCUGAGUGUCACAUACAAUAACACACCAUUAGACGCAUAUUCCAGCUUCGUGUGUACAUUGGGUGUGUGUUUGUUCGAGAAAAGAACAGAUAUGAAUGGUGAUGAGUUUUCUAGUUUCCAGAAGAGAAUAGGAUUCUUUCCUGUGAUAUCCAUUUUUGGGACAUUUACUUUGUUAAAAUCUGUUGAGAAUUCACCAGCUCAGGGAGUUCAGAGAGGUCUGUGCUCAGUCAUAAAAUUAAAAAUAGAAAAUGCUGGAGAAACUCAGCAAUUCUGCUAGCAUCAAUGGAGAGAGAAAUACAGUGAAUGUUUUGAGUCUGGACUGGUUCAGAAGAGGAAUCAUAUCGGACUUGAAAUAUUAACUGUUUUUCUCUACCAGAUGCAGUACACCUGCUGAGUUUCUCCAGUAUUUUCUGUUUUCACUUCAGCUUUCUAACAUAUACAUUAUUAUAAUUUUACUUCAAUUUUCAGUUAAUUUGAUUCACUCCACAUAAUAUCAAUAAAUGUCACAGACCACAGCAAGAGUUGUAUCUCAGCUGGAAUUUUGAAGAGUCAAGCUCUGGAACUAGUCAUAACCCGGACCAAGUGAUAACACUGGCAUCCACCCAAGAAUUGCUCAGGUAUGUCCUGCAGAAAUGCCCUGUACAAACUCAGAAUGUCUGAAAACAUCUCCCAUACAACUGUGUUUAGUGAAGUUUAUUCAGUUAUUGUAAUUUAGGAACAAUAGCAGCCAAUUUUCACAAGACAAGCUCCCAGAAACCUUAAUGUGAUACUGACCAGAUUGUCUGUUUUUCUGAUUUAUUGUUGGAUCCAUACUGCCCCGGACAUAGGGUGAUAUCCCCUGCACUUCUACAAUGUGGUCUCAAGAGAUGUUCUACGUUCACCUGAGAGGGCAAAAGAUAUCAUGCAUUAACUUAUCUGAAAGAUUAUUUCGUCAAGAGUGAUGCACUCCCUCACUCUCACACUCAAGCAUAAUGCUUAUUUGCAGCAGUAUUUACUAUCUGCAAGAUGCACUGCAGAAAUUCACGAAAGAACCUCAGAUAGCAUCGUCCAGACCCACGAUCACUUCCAGCUCGAAGAAGAAGGGCAGUAGAUGCAUGGGAACACCAUCACCUUUAUCUUACCCUCCAAGCCACUCACUGCUGACUUGCAAAUACAUUGCUGUUCCUUCACUGUCCUGGACAGGUUCCCCUCCAAAACACUUACCAUACUGACUUGUAAUGUUCCUUCAUUGUCCUGGAAUUCCUCCCAUUUUGCUGUUGUGGGUCAACUCACAACAGGUGAACUGCAGUGGUUCAAGAAGGUAGCUCACCACCACUUUCUCAGGGUCAACUAAAUACUUACUAGCUAGCGAUGCCCACAUCCCACAAAUGAAUAAAAAAAAUCCAGGAUAAGUCCUGACAGAUAGUUGCUCAUCAGUUACAAUAUUGGUAUUUUACUGAAAUCAGUUUCUCAGGGUUUAAGUCCCAAGGCUGUCUACAGAUUGCUUGUCAACCUGAAAAUUUGAUCUGAUUUAAAAUGUAACUAGUUUGAAUUGCAGACAUCAGUGUUGUCUUUGUGUCUGAGUUCCUGAAGCUGUGAAAGGGGGUAAAAUGUCUGGGCUCAACUGGAAUGGUCAUUUUAAGAGGUUGUCUUAAAUCAGUACAGCUGAUAAAUCAUUCUGCUUUAAUUCAUUAUUCAUUAAAGUUCUUCUGUUUAGACACAAUUCUAAUACUGUGUCAGGAGUAAAACUGGAGAUGUAAGUCACUUAUAUGGCAGACUGGUGUUAGUUUUAGUGAGGUUUUUGUUCUUGUUUUCAAAUUCCUCCAUGCCCUUGCCCCAUCCUUCCAAGAAUCUAUUUCACUUCCCAGUGCUGCACUAGAGUGGUAGCCAAGAGCUUUUUAGCUCAAGUCCUGGAAUGGGAUGGAUUACAGUUGCUGCCAGAGCCAUACAAGUAAUUCAUUAGGUUAUGUGUCAUCUCCCAUUGUCAUUUAUUCAAAUAGAAGCAUGUUGCAAAAUGAGUGAAGACGUUCUCUGCUACACACUGAAUUUACACACUGAAGCCAAUCAGAUCACAAUGUACCAAACUGAAAUAAAAGAGAAAUUGAGUGGUCACAUAGUUUAAAAGUGUUUGCUUCAGUAAAAUUCCACAACAAACAGGCAACAAGCACAGGCUACGGCCAAGAAUUUAUUCAUGUUUUUGUUGCAUUUAUCAGUUGUACUGGCUGUAAUUGAUCACACUCAGAAUUUUAAAUGAACUUAUAUAAAUUUGUAAAAACCAUGUUAUUUUUGAUUUCUUUAUUUUUGGGCCGUGGACCAAAGUGGAAAAUGGCUACAGCUUUAAACCAAAAGCUGUGGAAGGAGAUGAUGCAGUUUUAAUACAAGUUCUUGUAGUUCACUGUAUUUAUAUUGUUGCUCUGUUCAAACAGUGGGAGAAGCAGCUGGUGACUGAUUGACACCGUGGGUGUGAAUUCAGGCCAGUUCAGCCCAGAGACAGCCUGUUUGUUGACUGUUUUUUCAAUCAGGACCAGUUGUAUAGGUCAGGAAUACUCAGCACACAACUCGGUGAUUGGCUCCUGGGCAAGUGGACAGCCUGUCUGAACAAACCAGUGGCAGUAAGCCUCCAGGCAAAAGACAGCAGCUGUCUGUCCUUGAAGAGAAGUAACAAAGAACUGGAAGAUAACUAUUUGCCUAUGAACUGCUAUCUAACCAGUGACAGAGAGUGAACAAUUAAUGUACCAACUACCUUGUGUCUGCAGCCAAUCGAUUGGAAAAAGGAGGAUUGAUAAUCAGAAGGACUUGGAAAGAGACAGGACACAUUGUUAAAUUCACUGGACAGAUGUUCAGUUCCUGAAAUGUUUUUCUCCACCCAUAACAUCAAUGAUCUUUUGUUUGUCUGACUCUGUCUAUAUGUGUGCAGAGGUAAGAAGAGGUACAAUUCAUUCAGAAAUUUAAACAAUUGAUAUUUCAUAUUUUGUUUG